AACAGAUCCAUUUUUCUCUCCGCAAUCUCUCCACGAUGGCUCUGCCCCUGCAUUUGACGCGCAGAUUUACCGGUGCUGCUGCUGCUCGUGCUUCUAUCUACCAGUCCUCGGCAUGGUCUGGCACACCCAUGGGCCUCUCCAGAGGUAGCAGCCCCUACACCUUCCUGCGCAACUCUAUAGGAAUAUCUAAUCCAGUAAUCCGUCAAUCCUCAUCCUCACCCUCUCCAUCUGUUUUCCGCUUCCCUCAAAAACCAGACUCAAACACCCCUCGACCACAAGAAGAACACAACCAUCAAGAACUAGAAGGGGAAGAAGAAGAACAACCACACGCAUACUACAGUCCGCACCAACCAAAACGACAAUGGCCCCCAGACAUGUCUAAGCUCUCCCCAAAACACCAAUUCCGUCUGGAACGGAAGUACCGUCGCCGUGCGGCUCUGAAAUACGCCCGGCCAAAAUGGACAAAGGCUACAAAGAUCCUGCAAUGGGGUAUUAUUGGCUUUAUAAUUGUGUACGCCGUCCUCUUCAUGGAGUGGGAUGAACGGGGGAAUCCCUUCGAGGAUUUCCGGAAGAGUUUCUUCGCUGCUUUCAGAGGCCUCUUUUCUGCGCCCCCACCUCCGAGUUCCAUGCGGAGGAACGAUGAUAGUUCUUCAGGCUAGACAGCUUCUGAUC
Molecule: messenger RNA, 672 nt
Organism: Monascus purpureus
Lineage: Eukaryota; Fungi; Ascomycota; Eurotiomycetes; Eurotiales; Aspergillaceae
Source: the annotation of a GenBank genome assembly